AUGGAAGCGCUAGAAUUUAGGAGACAGUACGGUUCGGACUUGUGCUACGCAAUGGAAUCGACGACACGUCCCGAAGAAAAGGAGAUCAGUGAAAUCCUUUCCGAGAGAAUAUUUGACCCUUCUUUGAUGAAAAAAAAGAAGAAGAAGAAGACUCCUUUUGAUUUGGAUAUGGCCGGAGAGGAGGGUGUUGAUGAGACCCCUUCGGCGGAAAACGAUGCGGCCGAGGCUGGAACCGCAGGCGAUACCGACGAUCUGGACAUCGAAAGCUUGAAUAAAAAGAAAAAGAAGAAGAAGAAGCUGCCGUUCAAUUUGGACGACCUGGAUAAGGCGUUGGGAGAAACGGGUGGAGAAGGCGGCGAGAAGGAAGGCAAGGAAGGUCGAUCGGCACCUGGUGAUGAUGGAGAUGGAUUCGGAGGAGACGAUGGGCUGGACGAUGACAUAAAGAUCGAUUUCAGCAUGAAGAAGAAAAGGAAGAAGAAGAAGGACUUGACCGAAUUGAUGGAAACCGAAGAUGUGAACAAGGAGGAAGAAAAGGAGAAUGUCGACGAGCACUGCACAUCCUGGGCCGGUUCCGAUCGGGACUACACCUACGAUGAGUUGCUGAAUCGCGUCUUUGAGAUCAUCCUGGACAAAAAUCCGGACAUGGCCGCAGGACGGAAACCGAAGUUUGUGAUGCGACCGCCCCAGGUGCUUCGUGUUGGUACCAAGAAGACCUCGUUCGCCAACUUUGCCGAAAUUUGCAGAACUCUGCACAGACAGCACAAGCAUUUGCUCGACUUUCUGUUGGCUGAAUUGGGUACGAGCGGAUCGGUGGACGGCAACAUGCAGCUUAUCAUCAAGGGCCGCUUCCAGCCGAAGCAGAUCGAGAACGUGCUUCGACGAUACAUCAAAGAAUAUGUCACCUGUCAUACCUGCCGCUCACCCGAAACUCUUCUUCAGAAGGACACUCGGUUGUUUUUCCUGCAGUGUGAAUCGUGCGGGUCGCGCUGUUCGGUCGCUAGUAUCAAAUCUGGUUUCCAGGCCGUCACCAGCAAACGUGCCGCAAUUCGUGCAAAAACGGCCUAGGGUGAUUAGAUUUUUUAAUUAUUGUUUACGAAUUCCGUUAGUGCGUGUACAAGUUGAACGGAACCGCUAGACGGUUUUAAAUUGACAUGCUUGAUUUGGACGCCCGCAUUCACAUUUCAUAAAUUACUCAAUCAAAAAAAUAUAUAUAAAAAUUAAACAAGUACGCAGUAAUGUUUGUAUGUCUAUACUGAUAGUUCGCCGAAUAUAUCUUGAGUUUUUCCACGCUAGUUAUGGUUAGAAUUGAAGGUGACCAGAAGUAUGUUAGAAACGAAAAUUUUUCAAUUUUAUACAUUUUUCAAGACCCAUGUAAUAAAAUAUCUCACAAUAUUCUGAAUUACAUCAAA
Uranotaenia lowii is the source of this 1409-nucleotide messenger RNA. It is a transcript of the gene eIF2beta, whose product is annotated as eukaryotic translation initiation factor 2 subunit 2. Gene Ontology annotation, biological process: formation of cytoplasmic translation initiation complex; translational initiation; formation of translation preinitiation complex. The record is from RefSeq and is a predicted model, not a curated record. The transcript is spliced from 3 exons. Lineage: Eukaryota; Metazoa; Arthropoda; Insecta; Diptera; Culicidae. Gene Ontology annotation, cellular component: eukaryotic translation initiation factor 2 complex. The coding region runs from base 1 to 1065 and encodes 354 amino acids. Gene Ontology annotation, molecular function: translation initiation factor binding; translation initiation factor activity; mRNA binding.